Messenger RNA from Mytilus trossulus (common blue mussel), 1757 nucleotides. RefSeq lists its product as uncharacterized. The record is from RefSeq and is a predicted model, not a curated record. The transcript has a single exon. Gene Ontology annotation, molecular function: zinc ion binding. The coding region runs from base 135 to 1757 and encodes 540 amino acids. NCBI's taxonomy places the organism in Eukaryota, Metazoa, Mollusca, Bivalvia, Mytilida, Mytilidae.
GUUAGUUCAUACCUAGAUCUAUACAAAUCUGGAAAUAGAAUACGUCAUAAAACAAACUGAAGAUCUAUCAAAAAUGGCAUUAUCUCAAUUAGUAAGAAAAUGUCAAGUACCAGUAAAAUGUAAGUUGUGUGAAAAUGAGAAUAUUAAAUGGAAAUGUGAAGACUGUGGUUUAUUAUUGUGUACUAACUGUUAGGGAUACAAAACAUUCAAAAAUUAAAAAUGCACAAAAUCAUAAAAUAGUUGACAUUAAGCAAGUAGGUGUGCAUUCUGAAGAAUUGGAUUUUACGAACAUUAAGUGCAAAGAUCACUCUGGACAAGCGUACUGUCUCUUUUGCACUAAAUGUGACAGUCUAGUUUGUCCAUUAUGCAUUGCUAAAAUACACGAAAGGCAUGAUUUAGUCGAAAUCAGUGAGGAAUUUAAAACAAAAAUAGAGAGACUAAAGAAAGGACAAAGUAGAAUUCAGACCAACAGAACUAAACUUGCAACACAGAAAGUACUUUUGGAACAAUGUAAGUCUCGUGAAAAUGACAAGUACACAAAAGUUAUACAAACUAUUCAAAAUCAUGGUGAAGCUUUAAAACAAGCAGUUGACAAAAACAUAGAAGAGCUAAACAUUGAAGUAAGUGAAAAUCAUAACGUAAUACUACAUUCAAUUGACACUGAUCUUGGUGAAAUAUUAAGAUCCAUGAAAGCCAAUGAUGACAAAGACAAUGAAACAAAAGAACUCAUUAAGGCAACAGAUAUUGCCAAGUUUUUUCGUGAAGUCAGCCAAAAAGAGAAAUCGAUAGAUAUACCAGUACCAAAAACCCAGUCAUCAUACAAUUUGAUUCCAAAAUUUGUUCCAGGGGAGAUCACUCAGUCUAAUGUUGGAGUGCUUCAAAGUGAUGAUAAUCCGAUAGAACUAACUGUUGCUCUCAAUAUUAUUUCAGUAUAUCAGACCGAACUUUCAAUUGUUUCAGAUAUAAUUCCGUGUCGUGAUAAGUCGUUCUGGAUAAAUUGUAAGAAAGAUAACAAGUUAAUGAAAGUAAAACCAGAAGGAAACAAUCUGAAGACCAUUUGUAGCUUCAACAUAAAAGUAUAUAGUAUGGCAUUGCUUCCUUCAAAUGAUAUUAUCCUGUCCACAAAGGGAUCCAGACUACAACAACUUAGUGUUACCACUGGUAAACUGACAGACAGUGUAUAUGAUCUGGAUCCUUUGGGUCCUACUGACAUCUACAUUACCUGUGGUAAUAAAGUUGUUGUAGGAGUUUACAGUAACUCAUUAGGAAGGAGAGCAGUGUUUGUAAUGAAUGAGAAGGGAGACCAUGAGACUGUGUAUGAACAUGAUGAAAAUAAUAAACCUAUAUUCAAUUAUAUAUCAAGUAUCACCAGUACCAGUAAUGGUAAUUUACAUGUGGCUGAUUAUAAACCAGGUAGUGACAGAGGUAGAGUGGUGGUGUUAGGACAGGAAGGGGGUAUAGUCAAUACAUAUACAGGACAUGCAGAUAUCAACAAGUAUAAACCAUUCAAACCAGUCAGGAUAGUGACAACACCAAGAGACAAUGUUAUUGUAGUAGAUUUGAACACUGAGGUGUUUCACAUUUUAAACAACAGAGGAGAACUAUUGGCUCAUUUUAAUACUAAGGGUAAUACAAGAAUCCAUCCAUACUGCCUAGCCUUUACAUCAAAAGGACAACUUUAUAUAGGGUGCGGUAAACCUAGCACUAGUACAGCGAAGGAAGCAAAUAUAUAUCAUGUGACACUAUCAGGAUGUUAA